Messenger RNA from Prorocentrum cordatum, 4246 nucleotides. Lineage: Eukaryota; Dinophyceae; Prorocentrales; Prorocentraceae. The record is from the annotation of a GenBank genome assembly.
GUUCAAGAGCUCAAGCGUUGGGCCCACGCCGUGCCGACAAAGAUCGGAUCUGACGUGGCCGCCCACUGUACGGCCUUACCGGCCGCCCAAGUCGGCCUUACCCGAGGGAGGGCCACGAUGGCCGCCGGCGCUGCCGACGUGUUCGUGUACUCGCUGGCAACCUUCCUCGGGAAUGUCGGCGUCGCCGUCACCGGCUUCGGCAUGGCCAUUGUGUACCUGUUCGUGUGGCAGGUGGCGAGGCUGUGCGGCUGGGAGGCGGACUUCAAGCACGCGGUGUUCAUCCAGGCAAUCGGCCUGUUCGCGGCCCAGCCGCUGCUGCUGCGCCAGGCCAACAUUCGCAAGCACGGCUCCCGCAGCCUCCUGAAGCUGUUCCUUCCGGUGACGGUCCUGUCCACGCCUCUGGGCCAGUGGCUGGGGAUCUACGUCGACGAGAAGGCCGUUCAGACGGUGGGGGGGGUCAUCAUCUGCCUCUUCGCCGCCUUCGAGGUGUUCCGCAACCGCAGGCUCAUCCUCGAGGCCCUCCGCGGCGCCCCGCCUGCAGGCCCGCGCAGCGAGGACGCGGAGCGAGAGGGCCCGGACAGGGCUGCCGUCGAGGAUGACGAGGACGAGCCGACGUGGUCCACAGAGAAGGUGUUCUUCAUGAUCGGGUCGCAGAGGUCCGGGUCGAACUGGCUGCGGACGAUGAUGGACGAGCGCGAGGACAUCGCAGGCCCGCACCCGCCACACAUUUUUGACAAUUUUUUGCCUAUCCUCGGCAAGUUCGGCGACCUGGGCCUGGCGACCAACAGGGAGAUCCUCAUCGACCACGUGCUGACCUUCGUCGAGCGGAACCAGGUGCCGUGGACCGACAGGAAGGGUCGGCCUCUCACCUUCGACCGGGGUCAGGUGUUCCGCGCGGUGGAGCGGGAGGUGGAUACGGAUGCCGUGUCCGGGAUAGAGGUCCUCAUGGUCAUUUUCAACGAGGUCUACGACACCCAUGCGAGAGCCAAUUUUAAGAGAACAUGGAUGUGUAAGUCCAUGGGGAUGUCGAAGUACCACGAUACGUUGCUGAAUUUCUACGGAAAGGACCGCCUUCGUUACAUCUACUUGGUUCGCGACCCGCGCGACGUCGCCAUGUCGUUCAUGAACACUCCCGUCGGCGAUUGCCACUACCACGCGAUUGCCACCAAGUGGGUGCGGCUCCAAGAGAGUGCUCUGAAGAUUGCCGACGCCUACCCCGACAUGGUGCACCUGCUCCGCUACGAGGAGCUGCUGCAGGACAAGGCUGGUGCAAUGGAGCGUCUCUUCGAGUUUGUCGGCCAGGAGCACUUCGCCAUGAAGCGACAGCAAAGCACAGCGUCCGUGCUGGCGAUACGGGACCUGAAAACAAAGUGUGAGGACGCCAAGAAUGGCAACGAGUCGAAAAAGGCGGCGGGGUUGUCAAAGCAAUUCUGCAACCUGACCCUUGGCGACGAAUUUGCAAAAGGCCAGUUUGCGAAGUGGCGCCACGGCACGCCGCCUAUGCCCACUUGCGACGUGAUCCUCGUCGAGAACGUGACGUGGGAUGUUAUGCAGCGCUUCGGUUACAUGCCGAGCAUCGUGUCGGUGACGCAGGACCCCGCAGCCUACUCGAAAAGUGAGCUGGAGACGUUUGAGAAGUUGAACCGGGAGGGGAUCGAAAAGAUGAAUGCUGACCUGGAGGAGGAAGACCCCGAAGACGCAAACCGCCGGAGAUCGUCGGCGUCUGUGCUCGCCUUACCGCCAGAGCUUAUCCUGAAGCAGGUGAAGCGGAGGAACCCGAGCUCUGCGUGCCGGCUGGAGCAGGUGGCCGCCAAUGGGCUCGCGAUCGAGAUUCCGGGGGGCCUGACCUUGCGCUGCGCGGCGUUGUCGCAGGCGGGGGACCAUCCCAUCAAGAGGGCCCCGAACCAGGACACGUUCACCCUGGCAGAGGGCCGCGUCGGCGUUGCGCAGCACUGGCUCGCCGUCUACGACGGGCACGGGCCGCUCGGCCGGGAGUGCGCCGCCUUCGCCCGCGACCACCUUUGCGACGGCGUCGCCGACCGCCUGGGGCGCGGCGCGGCCGGCCCGCUGGCGGCUGGGGCCGAGCAGGCUGAGGACGUGGGCGCCGCUCUAAAGGCGGCGCACAUCGCCGUCGACGACAUGCUGCGCGAGGACGAGUCCAUCAACGACCAGGAGUCCGGGACCACGGCGAUCUCCAUGUAUGUCAGCGGCGACCGCUGCUACAUCAGCAACGUCGGCGACAGUUGCUGCUUCCGCGGCCACGUGGGCCCAGGCGGUCAGCUCGCCGUGGAGCCGCUCUCGGAGGCCCAGGCCGCCAACCGACCUGACGAGGCAGACAGGAUCAGGAGCUGCGGCGGGGUGAUCGCCACUGCAAGCCAAGUGGACGGCACCGAGCCCAUGGAGCCAGGCGUCGAGCCCACCACCGAGCCCAUGGAUGAUUGGACUGGAGAUGGCCCACCACCGCGCGUGUGGGCGCCAGGGUGUCCGCAGCCAGGCUGUGCGUUCACGCGCUCCAUCGGCGAUCGUGCCGCCAAGCUCCUGGGCGUCGUUGCCGAGCCCGAGCUGAGGAGUCAUACGAUCACGAGAGCUGACAAGGUCUUCGUUCUCUGCAGCGACGGGGUUUCGCAGUACAUGACGGCACGCGAGAUUUGCAGCAUGGCCCUGCAGCACGACGACCCAGUUGCCGCGUGCGCGUCAUUGGUGGCGGAGGCCCGUCAGCGCUGGCUGAGCCGCGGGGGCCGCGUUGACGACAUCACAGCACUCGUCUGCCUCGUCCGCCCAGACAGCAAAGGCGAAAUGCAGGGCGCCCGUGCAGAGGAUGCGAUAUCGCAGCAGGAGGAGCAGAUAAGCCCGCGUGUGGCUGCCUGGGCGAUCUCCAUGGGGUUCGCGAGCGGGUUUCUAGGUGGGCUCUGCGGCAUCCGCGGGCCCCCCAUAAUCAUUUUCUUCCUGCACAUGGUGUUCCCGAAGGCCAUCCAGAAGGCGAACGGAGCUGCGAUCACUGUGGUCAACGUGUCGAUGCGCAUUCUGGGAUACGCAGUGGAUGCUGCGACAGGCAACAGCACAGCUGUGAUGGAUGAUUGGCCGCUCUACGCGUCCGUGGUGCUAAUUUCGCCCGUGGGUGUCGCCAUUGGCGGGCGACUCUUCGACCACACGAAAGACUCCCAGGCGAAUCUAAAAACCAUACUCGCGAUGUUGCUGGUGUUAUGCGGCAUCAGUCUGCUCAUCACUGCCUUUGAAUGAUCUGAUGAGGCCCCCCAGCCACACGCAGCUAGAAUUACUAUUGCAUGGAGUGCACUCAUCCGCGUCGCCACGCGGCCAAGAGCUUGUUGGAGACGUGCGUCAAUCGCGGCGGCUCAUUUGGGGCCCAUGGGCUGUGUGGACAGUUGUGGGCAGGGGAUCCGCGGCGAUCCAGGAGCGGACCCCGGGGAGCUGCCACCCGUGGGAUCCUGCCGCCCUGCCAGCGAAGGUGUGCUGGAGUUUCGUCUCCGCCAUUCGCUCUCCCAGCCCCGCCGCUUUGGCUCGUCCUCCUCGCGAUCUCUCUCUCUCUCUCUCUCUCUCUGUCCGCUUUCGUACACAGGUACGUCGCAGGCAAUCCUUUAUGGCAAUCCUCUCUCUGUCCGCUUUCUCCGAGGUGGCCCGCGUCAGCACCUUCGCGCGUUGUGCCAGAUCGCACGGGGCGCGUGCCCGCUGCGCCCUGCCGCAGCCCGCGGCCGGAACGUCGGCAGCGGCCUCGAGCGCACAAGUCAGCAACGGGCCAGUAAUUGUCGAGCGUUGUCUCGCCAGUCUUCGACUUCGAUCUCACCACCCUCGCUCCUCUAACUACUGUGCUUCUCCCUUCACUGCGCUGCCUCUCGCGCCUUUGCCGUGCGCCCUCGUGUCAGGGUUUCCCUUGUGCUCGGCCCAGCGUUCUCGGCGCCUAACGCACUUCAAGGCGAACUCGCUGACGCCUCCGUUUGAUCGUUGCCGCGGUGCAGGGCUUCCUGUGUCAACGCUCCCCGUGCUCGGCGCACUCUGACGAUUCAAAGAUUGCACUUAUAAGGUUUACUAUUGCAUUUUACUGUUUACUAUAAGGUGGACUAUUUGCAGGACUUAUAAGGUUUCACUUCCUCCCUCUUGGAGGAAUUGGCGCGGCGCGUUCGAUCCAUAGUGGGCGCGGAGACUCGCAGUCCAAUUACCUAACAGCGAAGACUGAUAGGUUUCUAGUGGGGUCAAAAGAGCUCACAGAUCACUCCACAGGGGGGUCCGG